GGCAGAAGUCGACAACAAAAAAAAAGCGGGCCGCUGGGCCGCCACGCCGCACUCGGCACUCCGGUGCCAUGGCGCAGGCCGUCCGCCCCUCCGCCGAGCACGAUGGCCGCGCCGCGCGCAAGCAUCCUCGUGCAGACUUGCCUGUGAGAUCGCCACUCUCGAGACCUUCCCGUCGCGCGCGCUCUACGGCAACAAUUGAGCAAAAAGAAGAAAGGCUUUUACAUUGGGCCGCAAGGCACACCAGCAGGCGGCAGGCCAUUCCUCUCCCAAGUUCUGCAUCAAAUGUUGCGAGCUGUCUUUUGGUUUUGGCGACGCCGAUUGCCAGCGCUUCGCCAUCAAAACGUGCAAGUGGAACAACGUCCCGGGAGCCGCCGAGAUAG
Molecule: messenger RNA, 380 nt
Organism: Trypanosoma conorhini
Lineage: Eukaryota; Euglenozoa; Kinetoplastea; Trypanosomatida; Trypanosomatidae
Exons: 1
Source: RefSeq, a predicted model, not a curated record